Micropterus dolomieu (smallmouth bass) is the source of this 1739-nucleotide messenger RNA. Its product is annotated as tyrosine-protein kinase STYK1. Gene Ontology annotation, cellular component: signaling receptor complex. The record is from RefSeq and is a predicted model, not a curated record. The transcript is spliced from 9 exons. Lineage: Eukaryota; Metazoa; Chordata; Actinopteri; Centrarchiformes; Centrarchidae. The coding region runs from base 103 to 1239 and encodes 378 amino acids. Gene Ontology annotation, biological process: positive regulation of kinase activity; cell surface receptor protein tyrosine kinase signaling pathway; protein phosphorylation. Gene Ontology annotation, molecular function: ATP binding; transmembrane receptor protein tyrosine kinase activity.
CAAACUUCCUGUUUUCUGUCUUAACUGUGCAGUGUCGAGACGUUUCAGCAACUAUGAAGAAGCAAAAUCGUGUUUGAUUUAGAAUCGGCGGGUGUAAACGUCAUGGCAGAUGAGGGGUCAUCAGGUCCACUUGCUAUAAUUAUCAUCCCAUGUCUGUUGGCUCUGAGCACAGUUUUAGUGGUGGCUCUGAUUUUCUACAGUCUCCACAAGAACAAACAAAGAGGACAAAGCACUUCAGCCCAGUUUACAAAUGGCCAGCAGAUUGUGUCCCUAACGGCUGCUUCUGUAAGCACUCCAAAGGUCCAGGCUGCUUUGUAUCCCUGGGAAAUCCCUGAAGAGUGUGUUGUUGAGGGACUAGAGUUUUGGCAGACAGGUCGCCAUGGCCCUGUUUGUAAAGGUCUGCUGAAAAAGAGAGAUGGAUCCUUUUCUGCUGUAGUGGUUAAGACCCUCCGAGAAGGGCCCAACCAGAAUGAAGCUAAGGAGUUUGUGGAGUGGGUCCUCUUCCAUGCCACAGUGUGUAAACAUGAGAAUGUGGUGCGGAUGUUGUACUGUCAAACCAAGCGUGUGCCCAUGUAUCUGGUCUUAGAUGCGUACAGCCCAGGGAACCUCCUUCACUUCCUCUGGACACUCAGAAAUAACACAGCGGAUUUAUCGCUGAACUUCUCUGAGAGGUCAGUUUUUCUGGUAGCAAAGCAGGUUGCAGCUGGGCUGGAUUACCUGAUGUCAGAGCACAGGCUGGUGCAUGGUGAUGUUGCUGCCAGGAACAUCUUAAUUGGCCCGGGCCUCUCAGCCCGGGUGUCUGGGCUAGGUGUGGCAUUUGGAGGACGCAGAAUGGAUUCAGCAAUUAGGCAGAGAGCAGCAGAGGUGCCUCUCAAAUGGCAGGCUCCGGAGAGGAUUAUGAUGCAGCUCAGUAUCGACAGGAGCGACAUGUGGUCAUUUGGAAUCUUACUGUAUGAACUGAUUACCUUAGGCUCUCCUCCAUAUCCUGAGAUGGAGACCCCUUCUGUGCUUCCAAAGCUACAGGGAUCUUAUCGGAUGAAGAGACCAGACAAUUGUGGAGGACCUUUGUAUGAUCUGAUGAAGUACUGUUGGAUGUGGAGUUUCAAAGAUCGACCUACAUUCUCAGCCAUCAUAAAGCUGUUGGAGUCCUCACUGCAUCUAGCGUCCAUAGAAGCCAUAUGUGUUCCUGAGGACAUAGACAAACUUGAGUAUAACAGAAAGGCAGGACUGCUGUCAUAGGCUCACAUGCUACCAAAUAAUGGCAACACUAUGGCUAACAGGAAAUGAUCAACUUAUCACGUGUGAUUAUCUCUCAGAAUGCAAUGUCACAUCCAUUACUGGUAAAUGUCUACCAGUGAAUUGGUUUAUUGGUAACCCUCCAACAAGUUAAAAAAAACUAUCUAACUUUAAAGUUUUACAAUGAAACACUGAUGGUGAUGAAUUAAGGACAGUGAAAUCAAGUCAUUUUAAAAUUACCUCUUUAUUGCAAAUAAUGUAGACUCAGAAGCACAGAUCUUAUUCAUUAAGAACUUUUUUAUCAUAAGUACACUUGUUGUAUCUAAAAUGCUCUUAGCAUGCAUUACUGGGACUUUACAAUUUUAAAACCAAAACACCCACACAGGAAAGCUGAAUGUGCAAGAUUUGUGUUUACUCUGUGCAUGCACUUUACACAGUAGAUUUUUUCACAACAUUGGUUGUCAUUAACCAUGUCAAGUGGUUUAAAAUCAUUAUCAAAACCA